Leucoraja erinaceus (little skate) is the source of this 2035-nucleotide messenger RNA. RefSeq names its product E3 ubiquitin-protein ligase TRIM69-like. The record is from RefSeq and is a predicted model, not a curated record. The transcript has a single exon. The annotation marks the transcript as partial. NCBI's taxonomy places the organism in Eukaryota, Metazoa, Chordata, Chondrichthyes, Rajiformes, Rajidae. Gene Ontology annotation, molecular function: protein binding.
UGCCGGCCCCGCUCACACUGAACCCGGACACGGCUAACCCGUGGCUGCAGCUGUCCGAGGAUCUGUGCAGCGUGUGGAUGGGUGCGGAGCGGCAGUCCCUGCCCGAGUCCCGGUGGAGAUUUGACCGAUGUGCCGGCGUGCUGGCGACGCAGGGCUUCACGUCCGGCUGCCACUACUGGGAGGUGGAGGUUGGCGGCAAGACGGGGUGGGACCUCGGCGUGGUGCGGCGAUCGUGCCAGAGGAAGGGCAGGGUGGAGCGCCGGCCCCGGGAAGGCUACUGGAGGGUGAGCCUGCGGAGAGUCGAGGGGUACCAGGUUGUCACCGAGCCCCCCACCCCCCUCACCCUGGAGCGCGGACCCAUGACUGUCGGCGUCUACCUGGACCACGAGGGCGGCCAGGUGUCCUUCUACGAUGCCGGCAGCAUGGUGCACCUGUACACCUUCUCCCACACCUUCUCCGAGACCCUCUACCCCUACUUCUGUCUGUGCCUCACUGACGGGGGCAAGAACGCAGAGCCCAUGAAGAUCUGCCGGCUCACCAGCCAGUCCCGGCAUCACCUGCCGGUGGCAUUACCCGCCCACUCCGAUACCUCAUCCACCACCACCCGCCACCUCCACACAUCCUAACUGUGGAUAGACACAGAGUGCUGGAGUAACUCAGCGGGUCAGGCAGCAUCUGUGGAGAACAUGGAUAGGUGACGUUUCACAGAGUGCUGGAGUAACUCAGCGGGUCAGGCAGCAUCUGGUUUCUUCCCACACUUCAAAGACGGACAGGUUUGUUUGCUAACUGGCUUCCAUAAAGUUGUAAAUAAUCCUUAGUAUUUACGAUAGUGUUAGUGUGCUGGUUGCUGUGGACUAGGUGGGCCGGAGGGCCUGUUUCCAUGCUGUAUCUCAAGUCUAAAGAUCACUCCCCACAUAUCUCCAGCGGUGGAGGGGCCAAUCACAGUGUAUGAACUCCGAACAAACUUCUCAGGAUGUGUGUUGAUGAUGUGAAAUAAUUUUGAGAGGUAAAUUAUGUACCGCUUGAUUUUACGUUUGUCUGUUGCUGUCGAUAAGUUACUGGGCACUGGGAUGAGCGAGGAACCUCACGCGUGGAUGGAGAGAUGGAAUAGAAUACGGGUAGAGUGUGUGAGACAAAGAAACAUAGAAAAAUAGAUGCAGGAGGAAGCCAUUCAGUCCUUCGAGCUAGCACCGCCAUUCAAUAUGAUCAUGGCUGAUCAAAUAAAUUUAGUACCCCAUUCCUGCUUUUUCCCCAUAUCCCUUGAUUCUGUUAGCCCUAAGAGCUAAAUCUAGCUCUCUCUUGAAAACAUCCAGUGAAAUGGCCUCCACCGCCUUCUGUGGCAGAGAAUCCCACAGAUUCACAACUCUCUGGAUGAAUCUUCUUGGGGUUUUAUUUCAUUUGAUCACUGAAAGCACCAAGGCUUCAAUGAUUAAAAAAAGUGCCACUACUUCCUGAGAAGAUUAGGGAGAGUCGGUUUGUCAAGGAGGACUCAAGGAGAGCAUACUGAUUGGCUGCAUCGUGCCUUGGUUCAGUAACUUGAACGACCAGGAGAGGAAAAGAGGAAAAGUUGUGACCACUGCCCAGUCCAUCAUCGGCUCUGACCUUCCCACCAUCGAAGGGAUCUAUCGCAGACCCUGCCUUAAAAAUGCUGGCAGCAUCAUCAAGGACCCACACCAUCCUGGCCACACACUCAUCUCUUCGUUGCCAUCGGGAGGAAGGUACAGGAGCUUGAAAUCUGGAAUAUCCAGGUUCAAGAACAGCUUCUUCCCCACAGCCAUCAGACUAUUAAACACAACACAACAUAUUAAACAAGCUCUGAACAAUAACAGUCUAUUGCACUUUCUGUUUGUUUAUUGUGUAUAUAUAUGGUAUAUGGUAUAUAGACACACUGAACUGUUAUCUCCUGUUCUCUAUUAUAUUCUGUUGUGCUGCAACAAGCAAGAAUUGCAUUGUCCUAUCUGGGACACACGACAAGAAAACUCUCUUGACUUGAUUCUCUUGGCACGUAAUUCGAAUAAACAAAACCUUUCUAUUA